Daphnia pulicaria is the source of this 1289-nucleotide messenger RNA. Its product is annotated as GTP-binding protein 10-like. The transcript has 7 exons. Gene Ontology annotation, cellular component: mitochondrion. Gene Ontology annotation, molecular function: GTP binding; magnesium ion binding; GTPase activity. The record is from RefSeq and is a predicted model, not a curated record. The coding region runs from base 79 to 1254 and encodes 391 amino acids. Lineage: Eukaryota; Metazoa; Arthropoda; Branchiopoda; Diplostraca; Daphniidae.
CUAUAGUAGUAUAGUUUGUCUGCUAGAACGUGGAAUAACAAAAAGUCAAUAUUCGGUGGUGGGAAAUAAUAAAUCGUCAUGGUGUUUUGCACAGUCUUACGAUUCUGUAAAGUAAGGGGAAAGAGUACCGGGAAAUUUAUUGACUCUUUAAAACUGACUAUACGUGGUGGUCCCGGUGGUAAUGGCCAUCCAAAAUAUGGUGGUAUUGGUGGAAAAGGAGGGAAUGUAAUUUUUGUUGCUGAUGAAGAAAUGACACUUAAAAAAGUCCUUCAUAAAGUUCCUACAAGAUUAAUUAAGGCAGCUGAAGGAGAAAACAGUCAUGCACACAGAUUGUGUGGUGUAAACGGAGCUGAUUUCAUAUUACCAGUUCCUACUGGUGUAACAGUGAUUUCCCAAACUGGAGUUAAAUUAGGUGAACUAAACAAAACAGAUGAGCAAGUUGUGGUUGCUAAAGGAGGAAUUGGAGGACAACCAGCUACUCAGUUCAAUGGCCUUAAGGGAGACGACCUUAAAAUUACCCUUGACUUAAAGUUGAUAGCUGAUAUUGGUCUUGUAGGUUUUCCAAAUGCUGGGAAAUCAUCUUUAUUAAAAGCCAUAUCCAAAGCCAAUCCUCGAGUGGCAGCCUAUCCUUUUACCACUUUGAGACCUCAAUUGGGUGUUAUUAUGUAUGAUGAUCUCAGACAAAUAACAAUGGCUGACUUACCUGGGCUCAUCGAAGGAGCUCAUCUGAAUCGUGGGCUGGGUCAUCGAUUCCUCAAACACAUCGAGCGAACGAAACUUUUAGUCUUUAUGAUAGAUAUCAAUGGUUUCCAACUAAGCCAUGAAUAUCCACACCGAAAACCUUUUGAAACUAUUGCUCUUCUCAACAGAGAACUAGAACUGUACGGUAAAGAUAUUCUUUCAAAACCUACAUUACUCAUCAUCAACAAAAUGGAUACUGAAGGAGCGCAAAAAAAGUGGGAAAAAUUAAAAGAUCUACUGUCCAACUACAAAGAAAAUCUUCAUUUACUACCGAAAGUAAUGCAACCUGAACAACCGAUUGCAUUUGAUGAAAUCUUGAAUAUGUCGGUUCAGGAAGAUCCCAUAUCUGUUCAACAACUUGCUCUUAAACUUCGGCACCAUUUAGAUGUCAAUGCAGAUUAUGAAAUAAGCCAGUUACCAGUCCAGCAGCUUGAAGAUGAUAUCCAAGUCGCGAAACAAAGGAAAAAACUGCAAAAUGCGUUAACUGAACAUAGUUCAUCGAGUUUAAUAUGAUGUGUAUUACUUCUGAUUAGAUCUUUUAAAAAUAA